Molecule: messenger RNA, 699 nt
Organism: Oryza sativa Japonica Group (Japanese rice)
Lineage: Eukaryota; Viridiplantae; Streptophyta; Magnoliopsida; Poales; Poaceae
Product: non-specific lipid-transfer protein 2P
Biological process (GO): lipid transport
Source: RefSeq, a predicted model, not a curated record
CACCACCACUAGCCAAAGCAGCAGUCAACUGCCGCAUCGAUCACAUCACAUCAACCAGUAAUCAAUUGACCAAGCGGUUCUUGCGCCUAGCUAGGUAGCUCGAGCAAUGGCGAAGUGGGCGGCGGAAGCGACGGUGAUGGUGGUUCUGGCGGUGACGGUGGCGGUGGCGGUGGUGGCGGCGCAGGCGCCACCGCCGGUGCAGUGCGAUCCCGGGAAGCUGUCGGCGUGCGCGGUCCCGAUCUUCUUUGGGACUGCGCCGUCGAAGUCGUGCUGCUCCAACCUGCGCGCGCAGGAGAAGGACGGGUGCUUCUGCCAGUACGCGAGAGACCCGAUGUACGCGUCCUACAUCAAUAGCACCAACGCCCGCAAUACCAUCGCCGCCUGCGGCAUCGCCUUUCCCAGCUGCUAGGCUAGCUUCGAUCGCCAUGAUGCAUGGCGUAUAUUAAAUAUAUGGUGUGUGCUUGAAUAAAGGAUGUGAGUUUGAAUCAGUAAGAACUAUCGAUCGAUUAAUGCACCCCCGUACGUACGUGUUUGAUCGAUCGAUCAGCUGGUGUCUCCUGACUAUUUAAGUUUGAGCUAAUUUCCGAUCUUGUGUGGUACUAUCAGUAGUAGUACUACUACACUACUACUAGUACUACUACUAUAAACAAACAUAUAUUUUUUAUGUAUAAAAAAAUAUACACAUAUACAAAUUUUGUA